AAGAAGUCUGUAGGAAAAGCAAUCUUGAUAGAAUCUCCUUCUUGCAUACCUACAUAUCGAACUUUUCUAUGUCACCACAAUUCGGACACGAUGGAUAAUACUGCGAGAACCAAGCGCUGCGGACUUUGCGGCCUGCCCGUGGAAGAACCAGACCCAGUUCACGACGGAUGUGAGCAGAUGGACAUAAAUCGCGGCUCAGGCGCGUUGCAACGAGUCUUGCUCUUUGGCUUCGAGCCACCAAAAAUGAAGCAAGAGCACGCUAGAAUCACGAGAUGGGCAGAGGCAAUGAUUGCUGACGGACUGUCGCUUUGUUUCGCUCAGGGCGAAACAAAGGCUGAACAGGAACUCAGCAGGACGUCAGAAGUCCUGCGAAGCAUUGGCCGAUAUUUGGUCUCACACUACAUAGUGAGGGAGAACGAGUCCAUGCUUCGUAGGGCUUCCCGUAUUACUUUUGUUCUGAGGGGCCAAGUUAAGGUCACCUUCUCUUUGUUUCAAGGACGGAAGUACGUUGCGUCUGUGUCGAACGGUCAGGAACAGAAGCCAGGCAACUCAUCCGGGCUGUUUGCACUUGAUCCGGGAGAAACGGCGCAUGUCGUCCACAUUGCCGAAAACCAUCUCGGUGUCGUUAGCCUGGUAGUUGCUGACUUAGACCAUGCCUUUCAAGCUGAACAAGUUGCUGGAGUAUGGUGGAGAGCCAUCUACAUCCCAUGUGGAAGAUGCUUGAUCAUGGCAACUAACGAUGGGAUCAAACUUCGGAGCCUGUCUCCAGUAAGCCCUUGCGCUUUCUGCACGGCAUCGUGGGGACCUCGUUAUCAUCAGAUCGCAUGGCCCUUCCCAACCCACCACAUAGCGAUCCGUUGGGUGGGAGAACCACGCUCGUAUCCGGCGCGAAUGGCACCUGUCAUCUUGAAAGAGUCAUCUAUCGGUAUAUCGACUUAUUGGGAACACACAACCAUGGCAAUUCACAGUCAUGAUAUUGACGAGAAGUCCCUGGCCCUUUACUCUCGGACAGGUGGCGAUGCAGCUUGGAUUCACACCCCCUUCGACGACAACGAGGCAAUUACCGAGAUCUGGUGGGGAAGCAUUGGCGGCAAUGGUGAUGCGAUGGGUCUUCGGACCAGCAAAGGCCGAGAGGUCUUCCUAGGCUUCGUGGGUGCAAUCCCAGACCUUGACUGGGAACUAGCAUCUACACCAGCGAUGGAUAACUACCGAAUUUACUACGACUCCAUGUCAUCUAUGGGUAUUGGUGGCUUAGCUUUCGAGGACCCCAGUCCCGUUGCUCAAGGCUUUCAGCCCUUCGACCCUACCACCAUUGUACCACCAAUGCCGGACUUUCGGUAUUGUGUCGAGCCCUUCUUCUUUUCGUCCGCCAACCUACACAAUCUCUCCAAAAUCAAAGUCUGCCAAAUUCCAGACAAACGUGGGAUCUCUGGUCUCCUUCUCACGUACAAAAACGGCCACAAGGAGGCUCUUGGUGAAGUACGACUGAACUGCCUUGAACCUCCCAUCGACGUCGGCAAACAGGACCGGGUCUGGUUACGCUUUGAGUAUGAUCCCACAGGAAUCAUAGAUGAGCAUCCUCGCUUUGUCGAGAUCUCCUUCUCCCCCAUUAAACCUAUUAUGCGCGAUGGAACAAAUCCUGCAGUUAUCGGCAUCAACUGUCUCGAAGUUCUCUUUACAGAUAAAUUGCACUGGUGGUGGUCAUCCCUCCAGUGUCAGGUUUUCUACGACGGCCAGGGCAGCUUACAACCACGAGAUGCCGAGAAAUGGCUCCUAUUCGACGACUAAAUAGUCAAGUCCCUCCACUAUCAGGAACUGUCAAAAUCGACAGAUAUAUCCCAACAAUACACUCAUACCUAUCAAGGCAAGUGGACUAGCAUAUAAUACUUCUACCUACUUUUUCACCCCAAACUCGCCCGCCCAAUCGCUAUUUGGAGUCUUCCGCCCACUACUAUCAAUUCAUGAAGACAGCUGUCUCUACACACACCACACAGCCCCUCUUUCUACCUCCAGUUGUACUACAGGAAUCCAAACCCCCAUGUCGACGUUACUUAGACAUCCCCAGACCGGGCUUGGAACUAUUUUACUACAAAACACGCUACUUACAAACCUGAUACUAUCGUAGCGCUGCAAGACGAUCCCAAAGGGGACUCACUAUAGACAGAACAGGCAGUCAAUUCGGUUGGUUAUCGCCAGAAUUUGGAGAGACCAGUACUACAGUAGUUGCACACUCUUCCAUCGAGUGGAAGGAAGAUAGACGCAGUAUAAUCCUGUCUUAGACCGAGAGUAGCCCAACUGAGAUGAUUCGUUACUACCAGCC
This is a messenger RNA of Fusarium odoratissimum NRRL 54006, 2320 nucleotides long. RefSeq lists its product as uncharacterized. NCBI's taxonomy places the organism in Eukaryota, Fungi, Ascomycota, Sordariomycetes, Hypocreales, Nectriaceae. The coding region runs from base 91 to 1788 and encodes 565 amino acids. The transcript is spliced from 4 exons. The record is from RefSeq and is a predicted model, not a curated record.